CCCACGAAAAUGCGGGGGCGUCCAAACGAGAGCAUAUAAUUGACGUCGCGACGUCGUCGAGGUACAGACGCCGCUCCACCUCUGUCCCGUGCACGAGUGUUAAAAUCAAAGAAAAACAACAAUGUGCGACGACGAAGUAGCUGCCCUGGUCGUAGACAAUGGCUCCGGCAUGUGUAAAGCCGGCUUCGCCGGAGACGACGCUCCUCGCGCCGUCUUCCCCUCAAUUGUUGGUCGACCUCGCCAUCAGGGAGUGAUGGUCGGUAUGGGUCAAAAGGACAGCUACGUAGGUGACGAAGCCCAGAGCAAAAGAGGUAUUCUGACAUUGAAAUACCCGAUCGAGCACGGUAUCAUCACCAAUUGGGAUGACAUGGAGAAGAUCUGGCAUCACACUUUCUACAACGAAUUACGUGUCGCUCCAGAGGAACACCCUGUCCUCCUCACUGAAGCGCCCCUCAACCCGAAAGCUAAUCGCGAAAAGAUGACGCAAAUCAUGUUCGAAACCUUCAACAGCCCGGCCAUGUACGUCGCCAUUCAAGCUGUCCUUUCCCUAUACGCUUCCGGUCGUACCACCGGUAUCGUCCUAGACUCCGGUGACGGUGUCUCUCACACCGUACCUAUCUACGAAGGUUACGCCCUCCCUCAUGCCAUCCUCCGUCUGGACUUGGCUGGUCGCGAUCUUACUGAUUAUCUCAUGAAGAUCCUCACCGAGAGAGGCUACAGCUUCACCACCACGGCUGAGCGAGAAAUCGUCCGCGAUAUCAAGGAAAAGCUAUGUUAUGUCGCUCUGGACUUCGAACAGGAAAUGGCCACCGCUGCUGCCAGCACCUCUCUCGAAAAGAGCUACGAGUUGCCCGAUGGUCAAGUCAUCCCCAUCGGUAAAGAGAGGGUCCGCACACCAGAGGCUCUCUUCCAACCUUCCUUCUUGGGUAUGGAAUCUUGCGGUAUUCACGAAACCGUCUAUAAUUCCAUCAUGAAGUGCGACGUCGAUAUCCGUAAGGAUCUCUACGCCAAUAAUGUCCUCUCUGGUGGUACUACCAUGUACCCCGGUAUCGCCGAUCGUAUGCAGAAGGAAAUCACCGCUCUCGCGCCCUCGACCAUCAAGAUCAAGAUCAUCGCUCCUCCUGAGAGGAAGUACUCCGUAUGGAUCGGUGGUUCCAUUUUGGCUUCUCUGUCCACCUUCCAACAGAUGUGGAUUUCCAAACAGGAGUACGACGAAUCUGGCCCUGGCAUCGUCCACCGCAAGUGCUUCUAAGCAAUUACGCUCGAUGCUAUUCACUAUUAUUAUUGUUAUUAUUGCUACCUUUCCCUAAGUUGUACCGUUCACUGCCGCAUCGCUUCGUCUAGUUGGGUCUCCGUUAGUCAAAUAUUCUGUUGUCGUAAUUGGUCCGUGGCGGCAAGUCUUUUAUCAACAACUAUUAUACGAGCAUAUACGUCAUCUUUUGUAUAUAAGUUUACGUCUAUGGAAUAAAUCAAUCUUAUAUUCUCUCUUACAAUCGA
Acromyrmex echinatior (Panamanian leafcutter ant) is the source of this 1497-nucleotide messenger RNA. Its product is annotated as actin-5, muscle-specific. NCBI's taxonomy places the organism in Eukaryota, Metazoa, Arthropoda, Insecta, Hymenoptera, Formicidae. The record is from RefSeq and is a predicted model, not a curated record.